Molecule: messenger RNA, 1383 nt
Organism: Zingiber officinale
Lineage: Eukaryota; Viridiplantae; Streptophyta; Magnoliopsida; Zingiberales; Zingiberaceae
Product: probable WRKY transcription factor 65
Exons: 3
Coding region: 395-1174 (259 amino acids)
Biological process (GO): regulation of DNA-templated transcription
Cellular component (GO): nucleus
Molecular function (GO): transcription cis-regulatory region binding; DNA-binding transcription factor activity
Source: RefSeq, a predicted model, not a curated record
GCACGGGCAAGUUAACCGGCUGGGUCAUGCCGAUAUAAUUCGGGUCGGGUCGGGUCAAGUCGAGUGGUAAAUGAUCCAACCCACCGUGCAGUUAAGUGAAGUUAUUGGUCCGUAUGAAUGCAGUCUCGGUGGAGUGCAGGCAGGCACGAUGGAGUUAUUCGCCCGUGUGUGAGAAGCAGUCAUGGAGAGCAACUCGCAGACAACGUCUUCCAAAAACGACGGCCAAUUUAUGCGUUUUUUUUUAAAUGCCAGCGUCGAUCAGUAUUAGAACUGCUCCUCUGCUCGCCCCCAUUUUCCAACCACUCUGCCUCUCGUUUCUUCAAUUCAGUCUCAGCGCGCGUGUUAGAGAUCAGUCUUGCGAUUAGCGGUGGAGAAAUUCGGAGGGGGAUCAUUAAUGAACGACGAGCUGGACACGUGCGAGGCCGAGGAGGAGGUUGGAGCGGCAGAGGCCGGAUCCGGCGAUGAGUCGCGGCCGCCGGCGCAGUCUUCGGUUCCGUCCCCUAAGAGAAGCCGGCGGGAGGUGGAGAAGCGGGUGGUGACGGUGCCGAUAAGCGAGACGAAGGGCAGCGGCGAGGGAGCUCCGCCGCCGGAUUCGUGGGCUUGGAGGAAGUACGGUCAGAAGCCCAUCAAGGGCUCGCCUUAUCCGAGGGGUUACUAUCGGUGCAGCAGCUCGAAGGGAUGCCCGGCGAGGAAGCAGGUGGAGCGGAGCCGGCUCGAGCCGUCCAUGAUCGUGGUGACCUACUCCUUCGACCACAACCACCCGUGGCCGCUCCCCAAGAACCACCACCACAACAGCGCGGCGCUGGCGGCGGCGCCGCCGCAGCCCCUCCCGCAGGGGGAACCCAGCCCGCCGGAGUCGAUCGAGCGGGAGGAGGACACCAAGUUCUCCGACUUGAUCUCGGAGGAGGGGUCGCUGCUCCCCGUCGACGUGUACUCCACGGCCUCCCCCUCCGCCGCAGGAUCCAGCGAGCUCCUCUACGGUUCGGUCUUCUUCUCCAGGGCCGAUGCCGUCUCCGGCGCCGGCGGCGCCGCGGCGCUUCCCGAGGAGCGCGAGGAAUUCCUGAACGAAGGCGAGGAGGACUCUCUGUUCGCGGGGCUGGGAGAGCUGCCGGAGUACUCGGUGGUGCUUCGCCGAGAGCUGGCGUCCACAUCCUGGGUGGGGACCACCGGCUGACCUCCCCCUCCGCGUUCCCUCCGCCCGUCGAUUGGUUCGAGGAGGACUUUGACGUAUAAAAACCGGCACCAUCCCUCUCCCUCUCCCUCUCCCUCCUUAUUUGUUUUUUUUCGUUUUCCCCCUCAAAUAAUUAGAUAUUUACCCAUAAAAACAAAAUGUUUCCCGUGUUCAUUUUAGACCUCACAAUAAAUCUGUCGUUUUCUGCUCGA